AUGUAUCACUUUGUAUCCGAGCAAACGCCGGAGCUGCGGCUCUCGGCGGAUGCACUGGUCACAAGCCACGUGACACAAUACCUCAAGGCCCACCAGCUGGACGCCGUGCGCUUCCUCUACGAUCAUCUGGUCAAGCGGGAGUUCUGCAUCCUAAACGAUGAGAGUGGUCUGGGUAAACUGGCCACGGUGGCGGCACUUCUCAGUGCCCUAGAUCCCACCAAGAAAACUCUCAUAGUGCUGCAGAACGACGAGCAACUGCUCGCUGGUUGGCGAUUCCAUCUGGACACACUGACGGACCUGAAGGUGUACACCAUUCAAGGGGUCCAAGACACUACAGAGUCCCCGCACAACGUUUAUCUGGUGAAAUGGAGCCAGUUACGCAGCAUUGGAGAUCUCAGUCGCCUAAACUUCGACUACGUUCUGGUGGACAACAGGGGCCACUCGUUAAACAACAGCUUCUGCACUUCCAUGCUGCUGAAGCAUUUUGAGGGAAGGGUAAACAUUUUUAUCUCCAGUGUUGACAUUACGUCCGACGUAAAGUUGCUGUACAAUGUUCUGAGGUUGGGCGGACGCCUGGAGCAUCAGUACCGGAGCUUCCAAAGCUUCGAUCGCAAGUUCCAUUUGCCAGAUCCGAAGGAGGUGUUUAGCAAGCGCAUAGAUCUCGAGGAGUACUACAAGCAGCGCGGAUUCCUCAGCGAGUAUAUCAAGGACUUCCGUCUGCGUCGUUUUCGCCAUCAAUUCGACAAAAUCCUGCCGCUUGUCGCACCUGAACAAUACAAGCACAAUCUGAACCUCUGGCUGGCCUCGAAAAACAGCCAGAGCACACUUAGUGGCUCCUCGGAGGUGUGUUCCACAAUCGCUUCGGCAGAGAACAAUCAGGCUCAGCAAAACGAGUCAGUGUUGGUUGAAGAUACGGAUAAGGUAUCUGAUCACAGCGUGGAUGAUGUUGUGGCUAUGUCACCGCUGGUCUUUGAAUCCUCCGACUCUGACGUAGAGCCCAUUACAGUGGAGCCGGCAGCCGAUCACAAUCAGGUAUUAGUUGUAUCUAGCGAUGAUUGCGAGAUAGUGACGCCUCCUCAUACUCCUCCGAAUCGAACGCCCACCUCAACCGAAUCGCCGAGAACAAUGGCCAAGAAAAAAUAUAGCAAAAGGAAGUCGCCGCAGAAAAAAGCUGACCUCUCCGAUUCCGAGGAGGAUGAUGAAGUGAUGGAAGUGGCGCCAAAAAAGAUAACUCGUGCGGCCACCCUCACGUUUACUCCCAAGACAAGGAAACUCAAUGUGCGACUGUUAAGGGUUUCCAUGGAUACUUUAAGCACACCACCUCCAUCGGGAAAGGCUCUUGCAUUUGCAACUCCCAAAACAGAGCCCUCAAAAAGAAGGAAAAAGCAGACCAAGCAGCCGGUGAGUCCAAUGGAAACAGGUCGUCCUGCUACAAGAGGAAUGCAGCGUUUAACACGUUCCGCUGAGUCGAAAAUAAAUAGUAAGUACCUAAAGCGCCACACACUCGAUGAUGUCAAGCGUAUCACUACAAAAAGAAUCAAGGCUGAAGGGCAACAAACGCCGAAGACUAGCAAUCCCAGAGUGAAGCAGGAGGUCAUUGUAAAACCGGUGGCCAAGCAGGAGAAGGAACAGAAAGCUGCGAGGAUGCCUGCGCAGGAAACUCCUAAGCGGAAGGUGGGACGUCCAAGAAAAUGCAAACUGCAGCCAGCGGCCCAAAAGAAAUCGAUCAACAAGCCGGAUCCCAAACCCUUGCCCCCUACUCCACAGGUGCUCAGCGGUAGUUCCUUGUCCUCGGAGUUCAUGCAAUGCGCUCAGCGAAUUCCAGACAACUUGGACGCAAUGGAGUCUCCCGCUUUUAGGGUGCCUUUUACACCUCAGCAAACUCCAACGCUUCUAACCUUGCCAUCUACUUUUAACUUGCUUAACGACUCGGAGGUAGUGGCAAUUCCGCUGUCUAAGGAACAAGCUGAAACAGUGGUAAUAAAUAGCUCCCACGAUGAGGGUUCGCCGCAGGAUCCAUCGCAGAGUCGACGCACCAAAGCUCUAAAACGGAAGCGCAAGCCGGAGACGCCGGUGAGUUCCAGUUUUGGCGGCGGCUUGGGAUUGCCACCGGCCAAAAGGAGUGCCAACAAAUCACCAGAUCUGUUUAGCAUCUCUUCGGAUCUCUCGCAGAUUCCCCUGGCCCAGCCGCGACCAUCCUCUCCCUUCGAAGGCUUCAAGAUCUUCGGCUCUGAGGUGAAGCAAUUCCAGCAGCAGCAUGCUAAAACAAAUGUUUCAGGGCCGAAGAAGAAGCGUGAUCGAUCCUGUUUGGAUAUCCUAGAGCAGAUGUUCGAGCCACGAGAGCAACAGGCUAAAACCAGUCCCAAAGUCUUGCCUACCUUGCCACUGACUCAGAAAGACGAUGCAGCGCCCACCAUUACACAGAGAAGGAGAUCCCUGUUGGAAGACGAUUUCUUUGAGAUCACCAACAACGGUCAGUUUGGCAGUCGAAUGAGGUUGAAUUCUUCUGGAGAGGUAUCACCCGUACAACAGGAUCAACAGUCCGCCAGGCCGACGCAGGCCAAUAAAAUCACCAACUACUUGAUAGGUUCUGGAAUUACCCAGGAAAAAACGCAGCCCACGAGUGGCAAUCGCAACUCCAUCGUAGCUGCACUGCGAAAGUCCCCAAAAUCCCCGAAACAGAGUGGAAAAUCCACUCAGGCAACGAAGCUCACCCGCUGGUUUGGCUCUGUUUUCGGCGGAGGAGCCUCACAGACCAGCUCCGUGGAAUCGGUUAGCGCACCAAGCACACCGGUGGCUCCUUCCACGAGUGCAGCAGCUUGUCAAACGCGAUCAGCGAGGAGCGGUGGAGCUGCGGGACCCACCAAGAGAAAGCGAUUGGAACUGUUCAAAUGAGCAGGAUAAAUACAGCAACCGUUUUAGGGAAAGCACUACAAUUAAGUUAACAAAAAGAAAAAGUUUUGGAUAGAAGCUACUUUUUCACGAACAGGUUUCUGGGUUUUAAAUAUAAAAUGAAUGAAAUAUCUCAAUUAAGAAAUCGGAUCGUGAAAAUGUAGCUUAGUUUAUUUUUAAUCAAAAGCCAAUCAACAGUUAACAGCAUCCGAUCUUGGACAAAAGACUCUUAGGUUGUAAAAUCAAUGUGGUACAAUGUUAACCGUAGAGAAACAGAGCAAUUAACUAGCCAAUUUAGUUAAAUUUCUAUUAUUUGUGCACAAUUCGAAGAUUAAUCUACCAUACAAUUAAAAAGACACUGGACAUUAUCGGCUAUUCAUUAUUGAAAUCACCUCAUUUUGGUCAUCAAUAUUGGUCACUUUUUAGAAGAAGUGUAUUUUCAAAUUAAUUUAUAAAAGUUAGCGGUGAAAAAUCGUUCCUCAAUUUUUUAUUUUUAAUUUGUGCCUGCCAUAAUACAUUUAAAAUUUGGCGAGUUUUUAGUUAAUUUAUUUGUAUACGCAUCGAAUUAACCGAUUUUUAUGUAACGAAAGUUAUCGUUUUUAGAGGAAAUAUAUAAAAUCGGUAUCUAGAAGAUUUUGCCAUAGUGAAAUAAACAACACUUUUGAGAGGGUUCAGAUACAAAACAA
Messenger RNA from Drosophila biarmipes, 3578 nucleotides. It is a transcript of the gene SuUR, whose product is annotated as protein suppressor of underreplication. The transcript is spliced from 4 exons. Gene Ontology annotation, molecular function: ATP-dependent chromatin remodeler activity; ATP binding. The coding region runs from base 1 to 2895 and encodes 964 amino acids. NCBI's taxonomy places the organism in Eukaryota, Metazoa, Arthropoda, Insecta, Diptera, Drosophilidae. The record is from RefSeq and is a predicted model, not a curated record.